This is a messenger RNA of Pyricularia oryzae 70-15, 636 nucleotides long. RefSeq lists its product as uncharacterized. The record is from RefSeq and is a predicted model, not a curated record. Lineage: Eukaryota; Fungi; Ascomycota; Sordariomycetes; Magnaporthales; Pyriculariaceae. Bases 1 to 636 code for a protein of 211 amino acids. The transcript is spliced from 2 exons.
AUGUCUACCUCGACGCCUCCUCGAGCCCCGAUGCCCCCCGUCCCGUCAACCACUGUCACAGUUACAGCCACUGGCCCAUCACAGGAACAACGACAGGGUGGAAAGCUUCAAGAUCUCCUCCAGGGACCUGAUGCUCAACAAUGGCAGGCGCGUUUCAACACGACCAUGGCGGACGUCGGCGGAGUUGUCAACUCCAAGGCGCCUGAGAGCGCAGAACCCUUCUCCCAAAACCUAUUCGGCUGCUUCGGAGAUAUUGGUCUCUGCCUGCAGGGCUGCCUGAUACCUUGCGUGGUGUUUGGAAAGACACACCAUCGCACGCGGGAAAACGCUAGGAUGGAAGGCUACCAGCCUGUCAACACCACGUGCCUUCUCCUCUGCGGACUGGGUUGCAUCGGGCUCUCAUGGAUUCCAAUGUCGAUGCAGCGCGCCGACAUACGCAGGAAGUAUGGACUUCGGGGCAGCUGCCUGGGUGACAUUGCACUUGCGUGCUGCUGUGGCUGCUGUGCCAUAGUGCAGGAAGAGAGGGAGUCGGCCCACCGCGAGCCGCUGGACGACACGCAUACCACAACCGUGGCGGGAGACAAGACACAGUACAACUCCCAGCCUGGGAUGAACUAUCCUACGCCCCCUCAGUGA